AUGCCCAUCUUCCGCACCCUCACCACGAAGCUCAAAACCUCGCUCUCGGCUUCUUCCUCACCGGACACUUCGCCUUACAACUCGCCCACCUCCCCCCACCAACCAUCAUCGUUUGAAAAAGUCAGUGGACGCAAGGAAGGAAACACUAGUACGACGGCGAACAAGAGACCGGAAGUGCAAGCACGAGUGGAUUCAUUCAUGACGCAAGGAAGCAACAUGAGUAAUGAGAGUGUGGAUGAGAAGAAGCGGAGGCGCAUUAGCCGAUUCCGCGAGGAGCUUGACUUUGAGGCUGAUAGAUGA
Molecule: messenger RNA, 300 nt
Organism: Pyrenophora tritici-repentis Pt-1C-BFP
Lineage: Eukaryota; Fungi; Ascomycota; Dothideomycetes; Pleosporales; Pleosporaceae
Source: RefSeq, a predicted model, not a curated record